AUUAUAUUUUCACAAUGCUGAAGCAAUUUUUCAGUAAACUUCCGAGAAAAUCAUUGAAAUUGGACUCGUCUGAGUUAAAUCGUUCAAACUCGGGCCCUCUUUCUACCAUCAACAGUAACACAACAACAACGGCAACAAGCGCUGGUUCUGGGACACACAAAUCUAACGGUGGAGAUAAAUCUUCUUCUGGGCGAUCGAAUGCUGCAAAGCGCACGUCCUCAGCAGUGUUUCCCGCCAGCGUGGUAGCUGGAAUCGAGCCGUUGAUUCCAUUUAAAGAUGUGCCCAAUGCAGAGAAGAUGAAUUUGUUUGUGAGUAAAGUGAGCCUUUGUUGUGUCACGUUUGAUUUCACUGACCCAACUAAGAAUUGUGUUGAAAAAGAUGUUAAAAAGCAGACUUUGAUUGAGCUUUUAGACUUUGUAGCUUCUGGGUCUAUGAGAUUUAGCGAGCCUGCAAUCUUGGCAAUGUGUAGAAUGUGUGCUGUUAAUUUGUUUAGGGUUUUCCCACCUAACUAUAGGUCAAGUUCUCAUCAAGGUGGUGGUGAAAAUGAUGAUGAUGAACCCAUGUUUGAUCCUGCGUGGCCACAUUUGCAAAUUGUGUAUGAUUUGUUGCUUAAGUUCAUUACAUCUUCGUGUCUUGAUACUAAAAUUGCGAAAAGAUAUGUAGACCAUUCCUUCAUUUUGAGACUGCUUGACUUAUUUGAUUCAGAUGAUCCGAGAGAAAGGGAGUGUUUAAAGACCAUUUUGCAUAGGGUUUAUGGGAAGUUUAUGGUUCACAGACCAUUUAUCCGAAAGUCUAUUAGUAAUAUCUUUUAUCGGUUUGUUUUUGAGACCGAGAAGCAUAAUGGGAUUGCGGAGUUGCUGGAGAUUUUUGGGAGUGUAAUUACUGGGUUUGCGUUGCCUUUGAAAGAGGAGCAUAAGAUAUUCUUGAGGAGGGUUUUGAUUCCUCUGCACAAGCCCAAGUCUCUGGGGUCUUACUUCCAGCAGCUGUCUUACUGUAUCAUGCAGUUUAUAGAGAAGGAGCCAAAGUUGUCAAGUGUUGUGAUAAAUGGGUUAUUGAAACACUGGCCGAUAACUAAUAGCCAGAAGGAGGUGAUGUUCCUUGGUGAGUUAGAAGAGAUCUUGGAAGCAAUUAACAUGGUGGAAUUUCAAAAGGUCAUGGUUCCCUUGUUCUGGCGGAUUGGGUGCUGCAUUAACAGUUUGCACUUUCAGGUGGCUGAAAGGGCCCUUUUUUUGUGGAACAACGAUCAAAUUGUCAACUUGAUUGCACAUAACCGGCAGGUGGUUCUGCCCGUCAUAUUUCCAGUUUUAGAGAAAAACACCCAAAACCAUUGGAACCCAGCAGUGCUGAACCUCACUCUGAAUGUCAGAAAGAUGUUCUCAGAGAUGGAUGACGUACUGUUCAUGUCUUGCCACUCUCAGUUUAGGGAAGAAGAAGCAAGGCUAAGCUUGGUAGCUGAGAAGCGGAAAGAAGCAUGGGAGCGACUAGAAAAUGCAGCCAGUCACCAGCCUAUAGCCGGAAAUACAGCUGUUCUGUUACACCUUUAACAACCUCGAUUGUCUGUUAACCUCCAUUUUAGAACUUGUAUUCUCUUCCUGGUCGAUAUGAUGGUGGGUUUGGAAACCAACGGAAAAGAAAUGUAUGGAAAUGGCUGUUGUUUGGGU
Molecule: messenger RNA, 1661 nt
Organism: Pistacia vera
Lineage: Eukaryota; Viridiplantae; Streptophyta; Magnoliopsida; Sapindales; Anacardiaceae
Product: serine/threonine protein phosphatase 2A 57 kDa regulatory subunit B' kappa isoform
Exons: 2
Coding region: 15-1544 (509 amino acids)
Biological process (GO): signal transduction
Cellular component (GO): protein phosphatase type 2A complex
Molecular function (GO): protein phosphatase regulator activity
Source: RefSeq, a predicted model, not a curated record